AAAAUGGUAGUCUGUUAAAAUGAAUUGUUUUUUCCGGUGCAUCUAAUUUUGUUAGUAAUUUUUAUUUUUCAAUUUUUUAGACUUGCCAUAUGUUCCCAGACCAAGAAAAAUUUUCACCACUCUUAAAGAAUUUCAAGACCUUGGUUUGUCUAAAGAAAGGAUUUACAGACACUUGGAAAGAUACCUAUUAGAUUCUAAACAACUGGCUAUGAAUAGAUUCCCCAUGCCUGGCAUUACUGAAGGAGCUAGGAUUUCUCUGAAUGGUACAGUCGUAAGAAAAUGCUACAGGUGUUGUCAAAGAUUCGAAGUCACUCCAGACGGAAAGUACACGGAAAAGGACAAAUGCUACUACCAUCCUUGCAAACCAAAUGUAGUCUUUAGUCCUGGUAGUGAAUAUAAUUACAAGUGUUGUGGUAAACCUACUGGCGCUUCUGGCUGUAAAGUUUACCCAGUACACAUUUGUGGAGAUCCCCUGCUCAAUUUUACAGAGUUCAAGAGCAUACGAGACAAAAGACAAGUUCGUAUGGACCAGCUUCGUGGCGUCUAUGGAUUAGAUUGUGAAAUGGUUUACACAGGAAAAGGAUUGGAAGUUGCAAAAGUAGGUUUAGUUAAUGAAGAAGGCUUCACGAUUUACGAGUCUUUCGUACAACCCGAAAAUGAAAUCCUUGAUUAUUGCACUAAGUAUAGCGGAAUAACAGCCAAGGAUUUGCUUGGUGUAACAACAACUCUUCAUGAUGUUCAAACGUUUCUCGACCGCCUGCUUCACAGCCAGUGUAUACUUGUUGGUCAUGGACUGGAAGGAGACCUCCGAUGUCUAAGACUGACUCAUACCAAAAUAGUGGAUACUUCAGUUGUUUUUCCAAGGAGUGAUGGCUCUAAGCCAAAGCUUAGAGAUCUAGCUUACGAAAAACUAAAGCUUGUGGUGCAAAAUGACGUUGGCGGGCAUGAUUGCAUCGAAGAUGCAAGAACUUGCAUGGCUUUGAUGUUGAAUAAAAUUAAGGAAGACAAAGUUACCCAAACUGAAUCACAAAAAAAUACUGUAACCAAUGAAUGUCGAAAGUUUAAUAUCCCGACUCAAGGUAUAGAUAUGGCAUUUCUAUCUGCCCAGGGCAUUAGCCAGGAAGAGUUACACACCAGAAAAUGGCCUUUUUCUGAAACAUCACAUCAGCCUGAGUAUCACAUAGUUGUACAGAAAGGUAGUUUUAAAAAGGUGUGUUAUAUUUGCACAAAUCUACAAUUUGGACAUGAGUCUUACUGCUACGCUUAAAUUUUAAGU
Molecule: messenger RNA, 1276 nt
Organism: Parasteatoda tepidariorum (common house spider)
Lineage: Eukaryota; Metazoa; Arthropoda; Arachnida; Araneae; Theridiidae
Product: RNA exonuclease 1 homolog
Source: RefSeq, a predicted model, not a curated record